AUGGAUCUCCAAAACGUCAGGUUGCUGCUCAUGCUCUUGCCAAGAGUGCCACUCAUCGCGCGCAUGACAAUACUGCAUCUGCUGCACCUCUCCGAAUCGUCAAAGUACCUGGACCUGAGAUCGACUCUUACAAUAGGCGUGCUCAGAAGUUUCCUGACGCCAACGCCAGGGAAAUCUCGGAGCAUCUCUGCUGUUCAGAAACUGACACUACGAGAUCCGGGUGUCAAGGGGCGGAUAUGGGUCGCCACGUACACGGCACCUGAGCCGGUCGGGUCCAACGUCAAAGACAUACUUCACAGGGCUGUGAAGGACUUGAGAGACCCUGGUCUUGGCGCGUUCGAAUUUGACAUGCCAGAGCUCAAACCCGUCGAGGCAGAAUGGACAGGCUAUCGGAAAGAUGCUUCGGCAGACGAAGCACCACCUGAUGUACCAGAGCAAGCCAAGUACCAGAAAAUGAUGGAGGAGGUCACCAGUCCCACGACCAUAUUGUACCUCCACGGAGGGGCGUACUACCUCUGCGACCCGGCCACGCACCGUGCGACCAGCAAGAAACUCGCCAAAAUCACGGGAGGCAGAAGCUACUCCGUCCGCUACCGACUUGCGCCGCAGGCCCCAUUCCCAUCUGCUCUUCUCGACGCCCUUGUGUCCUAUCUGACCCUUCUCUAUCCGCCCGAGGGAGCGUGGCACGAUCCUGUGCGGCCAGAGAACAUAGCUAUGGCAGGCGACAGCGCAGGAGGAAAUCUCAUUCUCGCCCUACUGCAGCUCGUCCUCCACCUGCAACGAACGAGCCAGAAGGUUCUCUGGCAGGGGGAAGAACGCGAUGUCCCUGUGCCCAGCUGCGUGGCCUGCAACUCGCCAUGGCUAGACAUUACACAAUCGUCUCCCUCGUGGGAAGGCACCACGCCCGCACCGUGGGAUUAUCUACCGAAACCAGAGCAAGUGGCCUCGUCAGAGAUAGAGCCUUGUUCUAUAUGGCCUGCCACACCCGAGCGGAAGCAUCUUUAUGUCGCGGACGAUCUGAUCACCCACCCACUUGCAUCCGUGGUGGUGAACAGCAGCUGGAAGGGUGCUCCGCCUGUGUACAUGUGCACAGGCUGGGAGAUACUCGCCUUGGAGGACAAGUAUUUUGCCAAGAAGCUUGAGAGCGAGGGAGUCACGGUUGUCUUUGAGGAGUACGAGGCCAUGCCGCAUUGUUUCGCCAUGAUUUUGGACAAGACUGCGAAUGCUGCGCGGUGUUUCGAAGGAUGGGGUAGGUUCAUUCGUACGUGCACAACAGGAGGCACGGUAGAGUCGAGCGCUGUCGAAAUCAAGGCGAAGACUCGGGAUGAGAAGGUGUUGGCAUUUGACAAGCUGAGCAGCGUCAAGGACGAGGACAUGGUAGAGCGUGUGCAGAAGAAGGGCGAGCUCCUAGCCAAGCUUUGA
Messenger RNA from Emericellopsis cladophorae, 1422 nucleotides. RefSeq names its product AB hydrolase superfamily protein-like protein. The coding region runs from base 1 to 1422 and encodes 473 amino acids. Gene Ontology annotation, molecular function: hydrolase activity. The record is from RefSeq and is a predicted model, not a curated record. The transcript has a single exon. NCBI's taxonomy places the organism in Eukaryota, Fungi, Ascomycota, Sordariomycetes, Hypocreales, Bionectriaceae.